AUGCUCAAACACCACCCAAGUCAGCGCAUCUUGGAGCAGUUCCUUUUCGAGGAUAGUCAGGUGGGCAGUCGAGUGACGGCCGCAGCCCAAGCGCACGACUCCUCGUCACCGACGGCCAUCGUCCCCCAAACGCACGGCAAGUUCCUGGCCCGCAUCUCUCGCAGCUGUCAAUUGCGCGCGCGACACCGCUCCGUCGUCAAACGCCUGCGCUUCCUCCAUGUGCUGCCCGGCCGGCGCGCGCUGCAGAUAUCCCCGCUGAGCUCGACGCCGAAGAAGGCAGCCGCCUCGACCGCCUCGACCUCCGCCGCGACCGCCCUCGCCCCCUUCCUCGCCCGCGUCACCAAGCCCUUCCUCGCCAUGCCGUCCAUCCUGUCCGACGAGGACAAGCAGACGGUCAAGCGCACCGUGCCCAAGUCGGCCAACAAGAUCCACGCCGUGGGCGUCGCCAAGCUGUACAUAGCCUACCCCGACCGCCACCGCUGGACGUACACGGGGCUGCAGGGCGCCGCCGUGCUGGCCAACGACACGGUCGGCAACACCUUCUGGAUCAAGAUGGUGGACAUUUCUGCGGCCGGACGCGGCGUCAUCUGGGACCAGGAGAUCUACGACACCUUUGCCUACAACCAGGACCGCGUCUUCUUCCACACCUUCGAGCUCGAGGACUGCCUGGCCGCCCUGUCGUUCGCCGACGAGCGCGAGGCCAAGAUGUUCAAGAAGAAGAUGGACGACCGCGAGAAGAACGCCCACAAGAACACCAAGCACAAGCCCUUUGCCGCCACCGCCGGCACCAAUGCGCCCCAGGCCUCCAACGGCAAGAGCCACGGCCUGCUGGGCGGCAUCUUCAACCGCCACUCGUCGACGUCCAACCCACCGCCGCCGCCACAAUCCAUCAUGCCCCCCGCGCCGCCGCAGGCCAUUAUCCCGCCCGUCCAGGUCGUGUCGCCCGUGCAGAGCAGCCACUCCAACGCCACGAGCGCGCGCAGCUCCGCCAUCGACACGACGGACCCCUCGUGGCAGCCGCUGCUCAAGGAGCUGCUGGCCAUGGGCAUCACCGAGGACCAGAUCGAGGAGAACGCAGACUUCAUCAAGCUGUACAUUGAGCAGAAGAAGCACGACGAGAAGGCCCAGGCAGACGCUGGCGACCGCCGCUCCAGGGCUCCCCCGCCGCCGCCGCCAACCGCUCGCGCGCCCAUCAGCCCCCAGAGCACGGGCGGCUCCUCCAGACGCGGGCCCCCGCCAGCGCCCCCGCCAGCGCGACGCUCCAAGACAGACUCGCCCUACGUGUCUGGAAGCCCACCCCGACAGCCCUCGCCGCCCUCGGGGCCACCCAAGCCCGUCUUCAGGGCGCCGCCUCCACUCGCAGAGGCAGGCAAGUUUGUGGCCAACCCCCCCACCCCGUCCACCAGAUCGCGAGCCUCGUCCAACGUGGGCAGCUCAGGCCCGCCCCCUCCCCCGCGCGCGCCAAAGACACCAAGCGACGACAGAGAGGCUCCCGCGGGCUCCAAGUUUGGCGUGCCUCCUCCCUUUGGGGGCAGCCUACGAAACAGCAUUCCCUCGCCCAGGCGAUGGAUUCACGCAAGUACUGCGGCAUACCAGAACACCAGAUGCAACAUGAGAGUCCGGGCUGGGAACAAGGGUGAGAUUAGACGCGGGCACCCAUCCUCGACACAGAGGACGGAUAACAGCGCAGGUGUUGGAGUGAGGCACACAACUGUGCCUCUAGGAGCACAGGAUUCGUUCCUACCGGGUAAUGUGGUAUCGUCUCGUCCUGUUUAUCCCGCAUGUCUUCUCUGA
Messenger RNA from Dothidotthia symphoricarpi CBS 119687, 1794 nucleotides. Its product is annotated as WH1-domain-containing protein. Gene Ontology annotation, biological process: actin filament polymerization. Gene Ontology annotation, molecular function: actin binding; microtubule binding. The coding region runs from base 1 to 1794 and encodes 597 amino acids. The transcript has 4 exons. Gene Ontology annotation, cellular component: cytoplasm; actin filament. Lineage: Eukaryota; Fungi; Ascomycota; Dothideomycetes; Pleosporales; Dothidotthiaceae. The record is from RefSeq and is a predicted model, not a curated record.